AUCUCUCUGAGAUUUAGUCUAGCCUAAAGAUACCUUUUUACUGCUCACUAGGACCGGAAAGAUGUCAAGAAAUGUGUACUCACGUGAGUGAACAGCGAUGAAAGCAGAACUUUCUUGUUGCAGAAGCUGUGAUGUGUGUGCUGGAACAGGAAAUGAAUGCAGACAGAGGAGGCAGGCAAGCUGAAACUGGCACAAAGCUCUAGCGUGAAUACACACCCGCCCACAAUACACACACACACACACACACACACACACACACACGGACACACACUGGCCCUGAGCAACAACUGUCAGAGCUGGAACUUUGAACUAUAGGUGGAACGACAGAGCGGUGGUGGCGAAAGACUGAAGCCUGUCUAAGACAUUAGGCGGACUGAGGAAGGAAAAGAGAUUUUAAAGAAAAAAGAAGACCAACAGGAGACAGAUCUUACAAAUGUAACUUGAAGAAGAAGAAGAGAGAGAAACAAAGGUGUGGAGAAGAUGGUGUGUCGAUCCUGCCUCAGCAGGAGGGCCUUUCCUGAGCCUUGAUUCCAGCUUGAUUCCCUCAAGGGGUGAAUAGGUGAGACGGGUAAGAUGACGUCCUUAAACAGUCUGGGCCUGGUACUGGUAGAGUUUGAAUAUGAAUACGAGGGUCGGGAUGGUCACAAGGUGUCCAUUAAACCCAACGAGCGCUACAUCCUUCUGGCCAAAACAAACGAUCACUGGUGGCAUGUUUGCAAAGAUGAACAAGCCAAGCCAUUUUAUAUCCCUGCUAAAUAUGUCAAGGAGCUUCCACCCAACAUCCCUUCACCUCUAGACUUCAGAGAGCCUCCAGGCCCCGCUGUGAAGCCUGUGGUGCCUGACAUCACAGAGGCCCGCAAAUCCGAUGAGGUGACAAUUAGACUUCGCUCCAAAGGUAAUUACCACAAGACAGAAAACCGCAUGUCUACAUUUGGAGUUCCUUUGGAUUUACACGAGCCCCCUUCUUACAAACAUGGCAGACCUUCAGACUCCCUCAUCUCCCUGAACACGGUCUCUGCCUCAGACUCAUCGCAUCAGAAGAAGAGGAUGAGUCAAGCAACCAAUCUGCUGUAUGGCUCUUGCAUUGAAACGGUGCCUGAUAAGUUUCGAGUGCCUAGCUUCAGCCCAGCUGACCCUCUCCAUAAACCUAUCCCUGUCAAACCUGUGGAGCUCCCCGUCAGCAAGAACCUAAACGAGACUAAACGUCACAGGAAGUCUCCCGAGCUGGAAUCCCCAAAAGAGCCAGAAAGUGAAAGCUCUAGCUCAGAACCACUGCCAUCACCAGACUCUGAAAAUAUUUAUGAAUCCAUAUCGGAUCUGAAUCUGGACCUGUCGACACUGACAGACAAAACACCUGCUGGAUUGCCAAGCCCUCAGACCAACACAUCAUGCUCUGCUCCAACAAUAAAGACAGAGAAUGACCCAAACACAGCUGUGUAUGCCAACAUUACUGACCUGAAGAAGACCAUUCCUCGCUCUGCAAACUCCUCUACUUCAACUUGCUCGUCGCCCGGCAUCACCCUCAGUCCUGCUCCGGACUCCGCCUCCCCUCCCAACUCGGCCGGAUGGCAGGUUCAUACUGACCACGACAGCGGUAAGGAGUACUACUACCACCCUGCCACAGGACAGAGCAGUUGGUCUGAUCCCCGUAGCCCCCCAGCAGGAGCAGGUAUGGAGUCUGUGACCUCCCCCAUACCUGUGUCCACCCCGUCCUCAGCACACUCGCUGGGCUCUGACUGGGAGCAGCUUUUGGAUGAGACCACUGGGAGACAUUAUUAUUAUAAUUAUGCUUUGAAGCAAACCUCUUGGACUGCCCCGGAGCCAUCGGAACUACCUCCGUCCUCUACAGAUAAGGCACACAGUCAUGGCAAGGAGCCAAACGGGCCGCCACCUCUUCCAGAGGAGGACUACCCAGCGAAUCAGCGUGAGGAUUCCCAUUUUUCUCUUCAGCUCCCUAAGGAUUUUCAAUUGCCCCAAAUCAAGAUUGCCAUCAUCCCUAGGGCUGUUGUGGACAUGCAUAAAGACGUCCCUGUGGGCUGGGCUCAAUCUGUAGGGGCCGAUGGAAAAUCUGUCUACACAAAUGAACUCACACAUGAACAGUGGAUCCAGUCUAAGGAUGACAAAGGGAAGUUGUAUUACUACUUAAAGGAUGGGUCUAAAUGUCAGUGGACCCUUCCAGAGGCUUCAGUCCCACCUGGUCAGCCGAUCAAUGGAAAUGGAACAGACCAAGAUACUCAACCUGUUAUGAACUGGAGGCAAUCCCAGUUCACCGUAUCUCAGGAAGACCUGAAAUUUUCCCCCUCACACAGGCGGAUCGCCUCUGACAAUGCCAGUGAUGCAUCCAGUUCAGGGAAUUCACCAGAAUCACAGCAUAACAAUAAAAAGUUAAGGCGGCGGAGGAACCUGUCCAGUCACAGCACAGAUUCACAUUCUCAUCAUUCAUCACUGGAGAAGGCUGGGAUUCUCAACAAGACAAAAGUGGCUGAGAAUGGAAAAAGACUGAGGAAGAACUGGGCGCAGUCGUGGACUGUUCUCCAUGAUGGCAUACUCACUUUCCACAAAGACCCUAAAUUUACACCUGCUGGGAUGUCUACCAAGAGCAAUCAGAUCGUCCCUGAGUACACAGUGGAACUGAAAGGAGCGACUUUAUCAUGGGCGUCUAAAGAAAAGUCAAGCAAGAAGAAUGUUCUAGAGCUCAAGACACGUCACGGCUCUGAGUAUCUGAUACAGUAUGACACAGACAGCAUCAUACACGACUGGCACAAGAUCAUUCUGGACACCAUCAGACUGCUGCAGGACCAUGGCCAUUACUCUGAGGAUGAAGCAGAAGAUAUCCCAGAAAAAUCUACAUUGCCUGCAGAUAAAGAGAGGAAGAGUGAAUCAACAAGACUGAGUUCUUCUAGUAGCAUAGACAUUGAACAGGGCCGUGUUCGCACCAAGCUACGCAAGUUCCUCCAACGGCGGCCCACCCUGCAGUCAGUCAAAGAGAAGGGCUACAUUAAAGAGAAUGUGUUUGGCUGCCACCUAGACACCCUCUGUCAUCGGGAAAACACAACCGUGCCCAAGUUUAUGGAAAAAUGCAUCAGAUCUGUUGAGAAAAGGGGUCUGAAAAUAGAUGGACUCUACAGAGUGAGCGGGAACCUGGCUGUCAUCCAGAAGCUGCGAUAUAAAGCUGAUCACGAAGAGGAUCUGGAUCUGGAGGAUGGGCAGUGGGAAGAGAUCCAUGUGAUCACAGGAGCUUUGAAGCUUUUCCUGCGUGAACUUCCUGAGCCUCUUUUCCCCUUCAGCUUUUUUGAUAGGUUCAUCGCCGCCAUUCAAAUGAGUGACUACAGCCAGAAAGUCUCAUAUAUUCGAGAUCUAGUGAGAAACCUGCCUUUGCCCAACCAUGACACCAUGGAGGUUCUUUUCAGACAUCUUCGCAAAGUGAUUGAGCAUGGUGAUCUGAACCGCAUGUCUGUCCAAAGUAUGGCCAUCGUGUUCGGUCCAACAUUGCUGAGACCACAGGAGGAGUCCAACAUCACCAUGCACAUGGUCUUCCAGAACCAGAUCGUGGAGCUCAUUCUCAACGAGUUCAAUGAGCUCUUCCAAACCAAAUGAAAUCACCCAAUGGAAAGCAAGAGAAAACACCCAUCAGCACCAUCUUCUCAUAUUCCCAAGUGAACAAGGUGACUGACUGUUUUCUGUCUACUGAUUGAAUAUUGACUGUCCCAGUCAAUCAAAGCCAAAAUAUCACAACAAAUAAGUGCAUUGUGAAACCUCGAAACUGCCUUGUUCUUUAAUGCAAUCUGUGUUUUUGGUACUGCCGAAAUCAAGAGAGCAAAAAGCCGAAGGGAUCAUCUGCCGAUAUGAUCAAACAGAUCUUAUAAAGAAAGAAAAUGUCUAGUUUGUCAAAAUGUUAUGUUCGAGAUGAGACAGUCGUGGAGUCCUUAAUAAUAAAUAACUUACAACAAUUGCUUUAAAGGUAUUAUACAUACAGCGCACAUCCUUGUACAUGUUACUGAAUAAUAUACUGUAUAUUAUUGCUACUCACCAAGAACUGUUCCUGUGGAACAACAACACUUUUCAGUUAGCCAAACAGCUUUUUCCUUUAAGUUUUCUGUGCAAAUGUUGUAUGAACAAGUAAAUAUACUCGACAAAGGUAUGGAUAUUUGGUUGAUUUGUAAUUUUUCUCUGAACAAAGAUCUUGAUGGUGACACCUGGAUUUAAUGUGUGCUUAAUCACCAAUACGGUGCACUACUGGUUAAACCUUAUUAUUCAGGAGGCUGAGAAAAAGGUGUUUAAUUAAUCAACUGUAUGACUAACAUUUUUUACUGUCUUUAGUCUCUAAGAUGAAAUAUUGUUAAAAUGCUGACAGGACAUUGCACAGAAGUAUGAAAAUGAAUAUAAUGAACAAUAGAACAUUUUGCAGUAAAGUAUGUAUGUGCAUUGUGUGUUAAAAACGAACUGUGGAUAUAGACUAAACUGUACAUAUUUUAAAUAUGUUGUUUAUAUAAAAAUAUGGUUAAGAAAUAAUUGGCAAUUUCAUUUUAUUACAGAGAUAAAUAUUCUAUAAAUAAAACAGAUAGACCAUAUUUAAUGUUAUGCAAAUAUGUGCAUAGUUUUUACACUGGCAAUUUCAGAAUUCUAGGAAAUGGAUAUAAAAAAAAUGUUUUUAGUAUUAUAAGAGUGCAUAUAUACAGUCAUUUUGUCAGAUAAAAGUGUGUACAUCAAUUUAAAAUAGAGAAUAGAUAUUACCACUGGACUAUAGAUCAAUGCAAUGUGAGAAAUUAUAAAUAAAUACGGUGCCUUCAUUUUCA
Molecule: messenger RNA, 4796 nt
Organism: Sinocyclocheilus grahami
Lineage: Eukaryota; Metazoa; Chordata; Actinopteri; Cypriniformes; Cyprinidae
Product: rho GTPase-activating protein 27-like
Exons: 20
Coding region: 574-3597 (1007 amino acids)
Biological process (GO): signal transduction; regulation of GTPase activity
Cellular component (GO): cytoplasm
Molecular function (GO): protein binding
Source: RefSeq, a predicted model, not a curated record